Messenger RNA from Salvia hispanica, 2432 nucleotides. Its product is annotated as zinc ion binding protein. The record is from RefSeq and is a predicted model, not a curated record. NCBI's taxonomy places the organism in Eukaryota, Viridiplantae, Streptophyta, Magnoliopsida, Lamiales, Lamiaceae. Gene Ontology annotation, molecular function: zinc ion binding.
ACACCAUUCUAUAAACCAAACCAAGCACAACAAGACCUAAAAUCACACCUGCAAUUUGCCGCUCAAUCAGAGUUCUAAAAGAUGGCUAGAUGGGAUGAGAUUCUCUCCCUGCCUGUGCAGAAUCCUCCAAUGUUGGAGUUCUCUGCCACUGAUCUUGUGUGGUCCAAGGUGGAAGGUUGGCGUGAUGCCAUAGAUAGAGUUUCUCUGAUACCAUUUGGCCGAGUCGAUGAUUUUGUUAGGGGAGAGUCAAAUAAUAAAGAGUGUCCAACUAGAUUCCAUGUUGAGGCAAGGAGGAGAAGAACUGCAAAGACGACUUAUAAACCUAAAGUUGAUGGAGUACUUGAGUAUAUAUUGUACUGGUGCUCCUUUGGUCCGGAUGACGGUAGAAUAGGUGGUAUUGUACGUCCUAGUAGGAGUACUUAUGUUGCAAAAAAUAAAUCUGUUGGCCGACCAAAUACUAAAAGGGGAUGUACCUGCCAUUUUAUCGUUAAACGCUUAAUUGCAGAGCCUUCUGUGGCACUUAUUUUAUAUAAUAAAGAUAAGCAUGUUGAUAAGAAUGGAUUGCCGUGCCAUGGUCCACAAGACAAGAAAGCUGCAGGUACUCGUGCAAUGUAUGCCCCAUAUAUUUCAGAAGAACUCCGCCUCCGGGUCUUGUCUCUCCUCCAUGUUGGGGUCUCUGUGGAAACCAUCAUGCAGAGACACAAUCAGUCAGUAGAGAAACAAGGAGGUCCAUGUAAUAGGGAUGACCUUUUGACCCAUAGAUAUGUUCGAAGGCAAGAGAGGAAUAUUCGACGGUCUACAUAUGAGCUUGAUGAAGAUGAUGCAGUCAGCACUAGCAUGUGGGUUGAAAGCCACCGGAGUGACGUUUUCUUUUACGAAGACUUCUCUGAUUCUGCUCCAUUUACCCUUGGAAUUCAAACAGAGUGGCAGUUGCAACAAAUGAUCCAAUUUGGAAAUUCCCGCCUUUUAGUUUAUGAUUCAAGAUUUGGUUCAAACAAGUUGAAGUAUCCUAUACAUAGCCUUGUUGUUUUCAAUUCAGAAAACAAGGCUAUCCCGGUGGCUUGGAUUAUUAGUCCCAGAUUUGCAAGCAGUGAUACAUACAGAUGGAUGCGAGCCCUCCACAAUAGAGUUCUUGCAAAAGAUCCUAUGUGGAAGUUAGCUGGGUUUAUUGUUGAUGAGCCUGCUGCUGACAUCAUAGCAAUUAGGGAAAUUUUUCAGUGCUCAGUACUGAUAUGCUUCUGGCGUGUUCGCCAUGCUUGGCAUAAAAAUUUGAUAAAGAGAUGCUCAGAUAUGGAAACAUGUGCUGAAAUAUCAAAAAUGCUCAGCCAUGCUGUUGAUAAAAUAUGCAAAGGAACCGAUACUGCUAAUGCAUUUAUAGAUUUCAUGGAUGGCUUUGUGGAUGCUGAAGAGUUCAUGGACUACUUCAUGGCAACUUGGAAUCCGAGAAUAGGUACGUGGAUGCAUGCUCUGAAAACUCUUCCUCUUGCCAGCCAAGAGACGUGUGCAGCAAUGGAGUUUUAUCACAAGCAGUUGAAGCUUAGGUUAUUGAAUGAAAAAGACCAAAGUGUAUAUCAACGUGUUGAUUGGCUGAUAAAUAAGCUAGGGACAAAAGUGCAUUCCUUUUUCUGGCUUGAUGAAUUCUCAAGUAAAGAUGAUUUUGCACGAUAUUGGAAGGAUGAGUGGAUGAGUGGCCCGACAGCAUGGAGGAAUUCUUUAAGGAUUCCGGACGCCAAUGUUAUCGUUGAUGGUAAAUGUGCGAAAGUUAUCGGGCUGAACGAUCAGAAUACAGCUCAAUUAGUAUUGAACCCUGGUUCAGAGUAUGCAAUUUGUGACUGUAGUUGGGCAAUGGCGGGGAACUUGUGUGAGCAUGUUUUCAAAAUGAUCAAAUUCUAUCGCAAUAUGGGUUCUGUUACCCCAUCCACGAGUAUGUUCCAGUACAGUCAGGCCUUGAUUAAGAUACUACGCUGUCAACCUUUUGAUUCUUUAGUUCGCGAUCGGGCUGCUUUGUUGUCCAUCUGGGCAGGGAUGCAGUUGGAUACACAGAUUGGCCGGGAAAGCUCGCAGGACAAGGGGAACGAUACAGGGCAGCAAACUCCGGAGCCCUCUGGGGAUAAAUCUCCACAUAAUGUCGAUCAUUGCCCUGAUCAGGCUGCGGUGAAGCGCAGGCGAACAGGCUGUGAAGCUGGGAAUUUCAGUGAAAACCUCAACCAUAAUGGAAGUCACAUUGAGAGUCCUGGUGCAGACAUUGAAGUCGAUUAACCAUCCAUCGCACUUCACCAUCUCCAUGUUUUCUUCUAACUAGAGUUGUAAGUAACCCUGCGUUAUUUUUUUGAUGUAAAUUGAAAAAUUAACUUGAACUGUCAUGUCCUUUGUUCUAUGUGGUAAAUACGGAGUACUAUUAGUUUUGUAUCUUAUUUACUGUUCCAAAUUUA